Molecule: messenger RNA, 3426 nt
Organism: Oncorhynchus keta (chum salmon)
Lineage: Eukaryota; Metazoa; Chordata; Actinopteri; Salmoniformes; Salmonidae
Product: putative ferric-chelate reductase 1
Exons: 15
Coding region: 128-1840 (570 amino acids)
Molecular function (GO): oxidoreductase activity, acting on metal ions
Source: RefSeq, a predicted model, not a curated record
CACAAGGCACAUCAAUACAAAUUCUCCCCCUCGCCUAAACUUCACAAUUUGCCGGAAUCGGUAGGCUACUAUCUCCAACAGUAGUCUAUUUUUACAGUUACUUUUCAUUUUUAAUAAUUUAAUCUCAAUGGAUCGAUACAUAUUUAUCAUUGUGUUAUUAGCGUGUGUUCUGCGGCCCGUGAGGUGCUACAGCUCCGGAAAGGUGACUGGGGCGUGUGACAAUAUGACACCGCAACACAAUAAAGGCGCACAGCAAAGUCCCGCUCCAUUCUCUGUCACCACUGACCGGUUCAGCUUUAAGGAGGGCGAUGAAAUCAUAGUCAGGCUCCUGGCAGCUUCCACUCCAUUCACUGGGUUUAUAUUACAAGCCAGAGAGGUUGGAGAAAGCAGUCCUCUGGGAUCCUUCACUGUAACAAGUGGAGAGGCCCAGCCACUCACCUGCAACGGACUACCUAAUUCUGCAAUUUCUCACACAUCAAAUUCACCUAAAUCCUCCAUCCAGGGAGUAUGGAGGGCCCCCACAUCAGGCAAUCUCAACUCCAUCCAAUUCAGUGCCUCCUUUGUAAAAGAUUACUCCACCUUCUGGGUUGAAGUGAGAAGUUCUCCAGUCACAUACAACAUCGCUGCUGCACCCCCAGCUAGCAGCACAUCCGUUACCUUUACUGCCUCCUCAUCCUCAGAAGUUUCCAACUCCAGCACUGGAUGUGACAGCACUAAGGUCUGUUUCAGCCAACCUCUGAACUGUGAUCCUGGGGUCAGCCCAGACUGUUACUUCCUGUCUGCUAUGACCUCUCUCGGUGACACAGCCAUCCAGUUGGAGAUGACCGGCCCUUCAGAUGGCUACAUCGCCAUUGGCUUUUCAGAUGACCAGAGGAUGGGAAAUGAUGACAUCUAUAUUUGUGGACGGGACAGUGGCGGACUCAUCCAAUUGCAACACGCCUUUUCAACAGGAAAGAAGAUACCAGAGAUACUUCCCCUGGGAAAUGUUUCUGAUGUUAAAUCCUCAGUGAAUAAUAGUAUCAUUAGCUGUUCCUUCACGACUAGGAACCCCAUUUCAACUCAGCGAUCCGGAGGGUCCAGUUCCCUCUACUAUCUCAUGAUCGUUCACGGGCCCUCCAAUAAUGGGAUAAUCGGCCUUCAUACUGGCACCUUCAUCAGUGACACUAAAGUGGAUAUUUCAAGUCCUCAAAUUGUUACAAGUGAAAAAGAGCCACCUAUUAUUAAAGCACAUGGUUCCCUGAUGUUGAUAGCGUGGAUGACCACGGGUAGUUUGGGAAUGAUCAUAGCCAGGUAUCUGAAAGGUGUGGCCAAGGGGAAACAUUAUUUUGGGAAAGAUGUUUGGUUUCUGGUGCACGUGUUUCUUAUGACACUCACUGUUGCCGCCACCAUCAUUGCCUUCAUUUUGGCCUUCUCAGAAGUUGGAGGCUGGAGUGGGGGAGUCCAUCCUGUGUUGGGCUGCAUCGUUAUGAUCCUGGCCUUCUUCCAGCCAAUCGGUGCCAUGUUCCGAUGUGGACCUCAACAUCACUGGCGAUUCUUAUUCAAUUGGUCGCAUGCUUUGAAUGCAGUGGCAAUAAAAGGUUUAGCUGUGGCAGCCAUCUUCACUGGGCUGUCGUAUUUUAGCACCUCUGAGGAUAGUUGGCUUCUGAAGGUGAUGGGUGGGUUUGUUGGAUGGGAGGCAACGAUGUACAUCCUGCUAGAACUCCACAUGCGCUGGAAGCGCAAUGAUCAUACAGAGAGUGCUUCUGAAUCGACAAGCAUGGAGUUGGUACUGCUGGUCUUGUUUUUCCUUGGAAAUAUAGCCUUUUUGGUGGCACUACUUGUUGGAAUUGGCUCGUCAUGAAGAUCUGCUGAGCAAUGGACUGAGAUCAGAAUGUUGUGAUACAGUAAAUCUUUAAUAUAGCUCAAUGUACAGUAUAUUUUAAAUAAUUGUAUAUUUGUUUGUUGUCAAAUGUUUUAAAGUAACUGUCCAUUGAUUGAGGAUCGAAUGUGAUCAGAUUGUCAAUUUAUACAGUAUCCCUCCAUAUAACUAUGACAGACUUUCCACGAGGACGGGCAUAUUGGAAAUUUAACCAGGGUUUAUUGACUGACACUACUUUCUUAACAAAAAGUAAGGAAUUCUUAACAGACUUUCUUACACAAUACAGGUUCAGUGGACACAAUUAUUGUACUGGAUGCUUUUAAAUGUACCUAGGGGCCAUUGAAUUCAAUUGUCAUCCCAAAAAUGGUAUCGGUCAACAGAGAAAAGAAUUUCAACAGAAAUAUAACAUUUAACAUUACACAAUGGUGUUGAAUGUACUUCAUAAUCACUGAAUAAUCUAGACACUUAACAAAAGGAGAUUGAGGAAUUUAUUCAUGAAAGACCGGGUUAAAAAAAUAAAAUUACCAGAGCAAAUUCAAUAUAAAAACCUGUCCAAAAAGAACCUACAGAAAAAGUUACAAACGAUGGAGAAAUCCUUCACACCAAAGGAGAUUCUGAAUGAGGAAGGUCAUCCAACCUCAUUUGAUGAGUUUUGUGAUAUACAGUACCAGUCAAAGGUUUGGACACACCUACUCUUUAUUUUUACUAUUUUGUACCUUGUAGAAUAAUAGUGAAGACAUCAAACUAUGAAAUAACACAUGUUGAACUAUGUAGUAACCAAAAAAGGGUUAUUUUAUAUUUGAGAUUAUUCAAAGUAGCCACCCUUUGCCUUGAUGACAAAUGCUUAGCAUAUGUUCAAGACUGUUGGAAAAGCAUUCCUCAUGAAGUUGGUUGAGAGAAAGCCAAGAGUGUGCAAAGCUGUCAUCAAGGCAAAUAAUGGCUACUUUCAAGAAUCUUAAAUAUAACAUUUAUUUUGAUUGGUUUAGCAGUUUUUUGGUUACUACAUGAUUCCAGAGUUUGUUAUUUCAUUGUUUUGAUGUCUUCACUAUUCUACAAUGUAGAAAAAAGUAAAAAUAAAGAAAAACCCUUGAAUGAGUAGGUGUGUCAAAACUCUUGACUGGUACUGUAUGUUUCCCCCCAAAUCAUGUUAAAUUAUCUGCAAUACAAAAUGAUCUUGUGAAGGCCUAAUUACACAGGACUAACUAUUGAUUACUUUCAGAUGCUGAAAACGCCUUGCCUUGAUGGCAUUCCAAUAGAUAUGGGCUUUUUAUGAACUACUGACAGAUCAAUUACUGUCAUGUUUUAAUUACUCAUAUAUAAAUGGCAAACUAUCAGACACACAAAACGAGGGACUGAUCUCUCCUACUGAAGCAGGAGCCAUGGGGGCAAUACAAAGAGCCAGUCUCUUUAAAAAAAAAAUGGGAGUCACCCCACUGUGCUAAAAUAUUGGCAAAAUGUAUUGCUCAUAGAAUUAAAAAGGUCCUACCGGGAAAUUAAGUCAACAUUAUUUGGGUAUUAGCCAACAGAAUAUGAGCUUCAAAAAUGUGAUAAUAAAAAAUACAACAAGA